CCCCACUUCCUCCGCUGGCUUCUGAUAGGCUGCCGAAGCAGUUCCUGUCGACAGAGGGCUGUGCGCAGGCGCGGAAAGGUUUGGAAGUAGGUUGCUUGUUGGCGACGCGGAGCUACUGGACCAGCCAGAGAUGGCAGAGGUGGAAGAGACACUGAAACGACUUCAGAGCCAGAAAGGAGUGCAAGGAAUCAUUGUGGUCAACACAGAAGGCAUUCCCAUCAAGAGUACCAUGGACAACCCCACCACCACACAGUACGCCAACCUCAUGCACAACUUCAUCCUGAAGGCACGGAGCACCGUGCGUGAAAUUGACCCCCAGAAUGACCUCACUUUCCUCCGAAUUCGCUCCAAGAAAAAUGAAAUAAUGGUUGCACCAGGCCGUGAAUAUCCGUGUCUCUGCCUGAAUCUUUGGGUGGCCAGAACUCUUCUGCCUUACAGCUUGGCUCUGGGCAAGUCAUCACAUUGCACCUCUCUGUUGCAGCUUCAGUGCCCUGGGAAGAUCUCCAGAGCUGCCGUCUUUCAGCUCAGAAGCCUUCAGUUGCAUGCUGGUACUGUCACAUUGUAUACUACGUGGGAUGCCCAAGAUAAAGACUAUUUCCUGAUCGUGAUUCAGAAUCCAACUGAGUAAGCCACUGUAUUGGCUCCCUUUGUCAUCCCUUAAUUUAAUGUCCCCCAAGAAUAACAGCAUUAAUCAUGUCACGUGACUGGCUCGGAAGCCCUGGCAAACCUCUCCACUGACCACAAGCAGCCUGGUAGCUACGCUGUCCCCGCCAGGGGUCCCACUGCCGUGCCAGGCCCCGGCUUCGGCAGGACGCCUGCCUUGCCUUCAGCUUGUAGGGCAGGAGCUGCUAAGAAGCCCACGCCCAGCUUCCUUCUCCCUUCAGUUCCCUUUGUCGCCCCUGGGAAAGGCUGUUUUUCUUUCAACUAAAAAUAACCCAAGUGCUUA
Molecule: messenger RNA, 946 nt
Organism: Cavia porcellus (domestic guinea pig)
Lineage: Eukaryota; Metazoa; Chordata; Mammalia; Rodentia; Caviidae
Gene: Dynlrb1
Product: dynein light chain roadblock-type 1
Exons: 6
Coding region: 131-628 (165 amino acids)
Biological process (GO): microtubule-based movement
Cellular component (GO): cytoplasmic dynein complex; cytoplasm; centrosome
Molecular function (GO): dynein intermediate chain binding
Source: RefSeq, a predicted model, not a curated record